Molecule: messenger RNA, 2052 nt
Organism: Trichechus manatus latirostris (Florida manatee)
Lineage: Eukaryota; Metazoa; Chordata; Mammalia; Sirenia; Trichechidae
Gene: GGA3
Product: golgi associated, gamma adaptin ear containing, ARF binding protein 3
Exons: 16
Coding region: 1-2046 (681 amino acids)
Biological process (GO): Golgi to plasma membrane transport; intracellular protein transport; protein localization to cell surface
Cellular component (GO): trans-Golgi network
Molecular function (GO): ubiquitin binding; small GTPase binding; phosphatidylinositol binding
Source: RefSeq, a predicted model, not a curated record
AUGGCGGAGGCGGAAGGGGAGAGCUUGGAGUCCUGGCUGAAUAAAGCCACCAAUCCUUCCAACCGGCAGGAGGACUGGGAAUACAUCAUUGGCUUCUGUGAUCAGAUCAACAAGGAGCUCGAAGGGCCACAGAUCGCGGUCCGGCUGCUCGCCCACAAGAUCCAGUCCCCACAGGAAUGGGAGGCGGUGCAGGCCCUGACGGUAGGUUCUUCAGUCUCAGAGGUGGAUGAAUUGGCCCUGCCGGAAGAAUCAAAGAUCAAGGAUGCCUACCACAUGCUGAAGAGACAAGGCAUCGUGCACUCUGACCCCACGAUUCCUGCUGACAGGACACUCAUCCCCUCCCCACCCCCUCGUCCCAAAAACCCCGUGUUUGAUGAUGAAGAGAAGUCCAAGCUUUUAGCCAAGUUGUUGAAGAGCAAAAACCCCGAUGACCUGCAGGAGGCCAACAAGCUCAUCAAGUCCAUGGUGAAGGAAGAUGAGGCCCGGAUCCAGAAGGUGACUAAGCGUCUGCACACUUUGGAAGAGGUCAACAACAAUGUCAGACUGCUCAACGAGAUGCUGCUUCACUACAGCAAAGAGGACUCUUCAGAGGCCGACAAGGAGCUCAUGCAGGAGCUGUUUGAUCGGUGUGAGAACAAGAGGCGGACGUUAUUCAAACUAGCCAGUGAGACAGAGGACAAUGACAACAGUUUGGGGGACAUCCUGCAGGCCAGUGACAACCUCUCCCGGGUCAUCAACUCUUAUAAAACAAUUAUCCAAGGGCAGGUCGUCAAUGGGGAGGUGGCCACCUCAGCCCCACCCGGCCCAGAAGGAAACACGCACACCAGUAGCCACGGCACGCUCAUCGACCUGGCUGAGUCCGACACGCCGGGCAGCUCGCCCCCAGUGCUGGCGCCCAUACCCGUGCCACCCACAUCGGGCAUCCCUGUCCUCCCGCCACCCCCUCAGACCACGGGCCCCCUGCACAGCUGCUCGUCCAGCCAGGCCGAGGCCCCACCUGAGACCAGCGGCACCAGCAAUGCCCUCUCCCUGCUGGACGAGGAGCUGCUCUGCUUGGGCCUCACUGACCCGGCUCCCAGCGUUCCUCCAAAAGACACAGCUGGAAAUAGCCAGUGGCACCUGUUCCAGAAUGAACAGGCUGACCUGGACUUCUUUGGCCCCAAGCCGGGCCCUGCUAGCCACGGCUCUGUAGACGGCUCUCCCUUCCAGCCCGCAGCCCCACCUGCCAGCAGCUCCCAGGCACCACCGCUGUCCCCCUUCCCGGCUCCUAUCGUCCCGGCCAGCGUUCCUGCUCCCAGUCCAGGCUCCUUGUUCUCCACUGGACUGGCCACAGCUCCAGACCCAAAGGCUGAGCUGGCAACCCCCGGGUACCAUGGCUCAGCCCUGGGUGACAGCGCCCCGCACCACCUGGACGCACUUGACCAGCUUCUGGAGGAGGCCAGAGUGUCCUCAGGCUUGGUGAAGCCCAUCUCCUCCAGCUUCUUCCCUGGGGCCGCACCCUCCCCUCUCCUCACCACCGCCGCCUUGGCCAGACCACUGCUGCCCUUCCCCGCGGUACCCGGCAGCCCCCUCCUCCAGCCCCAGGGCAGCCCCCCAAAGGGGCCCGAGCUUUCCCUGGCCAGCGUCCACGUCCCCCUGGAGUCUAUCGAGCCUAGCAGUGCCCUCCCCGUGACAGCCUAUGACAAGAACGGCUUCCGCAUCCUCUUCCACUUCGCUAAGGAGUGCCCGCCAGGGCGGCCUGACGUGCUGGUGGUGGUGGUGUCCAUGCUGAACACGGCUCCCCUGCCCAUCAGGGGCAUCAUGCUGCAGGCCGCCGUGCCCAAGUCCAUGAAAGUGAAGCUGCAGCCACCCUCAGGGACGGAGCUCUCCCCUUUCAGCCCCACCCAGCCCCCUGCUGCCAUCACCCAGGUCAUGCUGCUGGCCAAUCCGCUGAAGGAGAAGGUGCGUCUUCGGUAUAGGCUGACCUUCGCCCUGGGGGAGCAGCUGAGCACAGAGGUGGGCGAGGUGGACCAGUUCCCUCCUGUGGAGCGGUGGGGCAGCCUAUGACCCCGG